UGUCUUACUUACACUUGCUCACUCGUGCCCUUUCACGCAGACAGAGACCCACCACGCUCACCAACGACUAGCGCCAAGCCAAGCGAAGACACACCAUGGCUCCUAUGAAACUGUCGAUAUCAUUCAUUGCCGUGCUCAUCGCCGUCUUCGACGGCGUGGAUGGCUUCGUGGGACCGGUGCCUGUUGGCACGAGGACUCGUGUCGUCCGCCGCGCAAUGGCAACAAACGGCCUCCAUAGCAACACCAGAGUUCAAGCACGAUCGCUGCCGCGGACACUAGAGUCCUCGAGGCUACAAGCUUCCAUGUCAGCAGCUCCCGACAAGAUGCCAUCCCCGGGAAUCGAUGGGGAAGAGGGUGCACCGCGAAAAGGGGGCCGACUCUCACGCAUCUCUGGGCGCGUACGGAAGAUAAUCCGCAGGGCUGUGAUGGGCUACCUCCCCGAGGAGGAGAUGUCCUACAAGCAGAGGGCAGAAGAGCAGGCAGCGGCGGCGGCGAAACUGCGCGGCGAGCCGGAGAUUGCUGAUGAGCGUCUGCGGGACGCCUCGAUCGCGGCCAAGACCGCAGCAAUCGAAGCCGUUGAGCAGUCGUUUGUGCAAGGGUCGUUUACGGGCAACGAGGGCGAGGAGGACGACUGGCUUGCCAGCAGCGACUUCGUGCAGCUCAACAUCGGUGACGAGAGUCCAAUGGAAAUUGAGGAUAAGCUAGCCAGCCUGCGGAACAGGCUCGAACAGGGCUUGCCGCCGGACACGGCUCAGGAGCAGGCGGAGAAGGGACACCGCGCGAUGGAACAGCAGAUGAGGCGGCAAUCAUCAUCGAGACCACCGAGCUUUGAUGGAGACACGGCGGUGGCGGAGAGGCCCUCUUCGAACCUCGACGCACGGCAGGCGAACAAGGGUGGCAUGAGACCACAGGCACCAAAAGAGGCUCCCAAGAUGGCUUCCGCUGAAGACGUUGAGCGGCUAAAGCGCAUGUUUGGCUCCAUGGGUGGAGAGCCCUUGCGCUAAACCAAAGCCUGUAUAACGAUAGCAGUAGCGGUGGGUUGACGAGAGUAGGUUUGGAAACGUCAGUGUAUGUCGGCGUUGGGAUGGCAGCAGGGCGUCAUCCAGCGUAUCUGUCCUAUUUGGAAGCGUCAUGAUGUUGUGUGGACACUUGUUGCGUUAGGACGGCAGUUCUUUUUGCCGCCCACAGUUACUCAUCUGGUGGCCGGAAUAACCACCUGCGAAGCACGUUGUACUUUGUUGUCAUGUUGGUGCAGUGCCCACCAUAUUUUUGUUGCAUAUAUGAUCGAGCAAAUUGGCGACAUGUAGUCAGCGGCAGGUAUCGAGAGAAACAAGAGCAGUCACGUAUGUUGUCUCGGGUGGUUUGGUCAUGGCAGUGGUACGGCGUGCGUUUUUCUCAGCGAUGUCGAGAGAGGGCGCCUUACCAAGCGGAGGCUGGCGACACUGCAGCUGUGUUCAAGUAGCACCUCUCAUCCGCAGCCGCAAUGGUGUAGUGGUUGCUACGUUUUGUGUUUUUGAAAACCGAGCGUAACUGAUCAAAUGAUUUUUGACGAUUGCAUCCAGUAACAGCAGCACCAAGGAAACACCCAAAUUAGAGAGAAACGAGAAAAUUGAGCGCACGUUUUCUCAGCUCUGCAGAUCGUAAACUUGUUUCGGGGAGAGGGGGGGGGUAUAUCGCAGGAGGAAGGAACUUGAAGGGGUCUCGGUUUUGACGUUACGCCGUCGAUUGCUUUUAGGGGCUGUAGUGACUCGAAUUUUGUAUCCGUUGUGGUGUCGUAUACAUAGACCGGGGUGCAUGUGCAUAAAUAGACUGAAGGGUUCAUUCCUCAUGGCUUGAAUUCCGCAGUAUCGGGGAGCAUUUGUUGGGGUUAUUAUGAGGAAGAGCUUGAUGCACUCACCAAAUGACAAAACAUGUUUUUUCGUCUCGUGGCGCAGCCCUAUGCUUGUGGUUGCACUCGUCCCCCUUUUUUUGGAUUCCAUCAGGGAGCAAAACACGAAACAGAAAAGCAGUGAAAUAAUCUGAAACACGUGCCCUGCAAGUGGACGAAGAACCUCGAAGCCGACAUCCAGCACGCCAGUCACCCGCACACUACAACAAAAAAGUGAGCGCCAGAUGAACUCACCGCGCCUAUUCUUGCAUCGAAAACAUACGGCAUGCGACUGUUCCGUUCGUACGCAUGGCUUACGGGGCGCCACGUGAACGCGCCCACAAGCAAACAUCGGCACUAACACUACAUCCAGGCAGGCUGCGA
Molecule: messenger RNA, 2251 nt
Organism: Ectocarpus sp. CCAP 1310/34
Lineage: Eukaryota; Phaeophyceae; Ectocarpales; Ectocarpaceae
Source: the annotation of a GenBank genome assembly